CCGACGGCCACACAUGGCCUCUUCUACCUCCAACUCACUGCAGCAAAAGCACCACCUCCUCUCCAUCAACCUCUGUAAGUACCCAUCGGCUCUCAAUUCUUUUAAAUUCCAUUGUCCAUCUCAUUUUCUCACUUUCUCGCCUCCCAAACAAACACUUGAACUUAAACACACACUUCAACUUUAUCCACUUCCAGUAGUUAGAGAAGAUAUUAGCCACAUAGUUGCAAAGUUAUCCACCACGUACCGUGAACCAUAUAUAAAAACCAAGAGUCCAGGGACUGGUACUGAGUUUUCUUCCUUAAAGUCCACAGAAGAAAGGGUUGGCAAAAAAUCUGUAAAGAACCAUGUUGGUUCAGUGGAGGAGAAAAAGGCUGAAGAUAGGUUCAGUAAAGACAGAAAUACGAGGAAAAAUCCUGGCUUUAGAAAAAGGAGGGACGACAAUGAGCAUUCUUCUAGGAGGCUCAAAGAUGAGAAUAAAGUAAACUCUUCAGGAAAACGAAAUGAUAAACAGGCAGGUGAAGAGCAAAGGGGGAAAGGGUCUAAGAAAUAUGACGUUGAUGCGCCAGAAGUUAAGAUGAGAGUUGGAUUGGAUAUGUGCUCAAAGAAAGGGGAUGUCAUGGGGGCAAUUAAAUUCUAUGAUUUGGCUCAAAGAGAAGAAAUUAAGUUGGAGCAGUACCACUAUACCGUACUGUUGUAUCUCUGUUCUUCUGCAGCUGUUGGUGUUGUUCGUCCCGCUAAGAGUGGGUCUGGUAGUCGAACUUUGGAUACCUUGGAUUCGUCUGCCAGCGAAGAAACCAGGGUGAAUUCCAUGGAAUUGGGUAGUGGGAAUUGGGAUGGUAGGGGGUUGAAUACAUCAACUUUGGACAAUGAGCAACUGGUUGAUACCAGUGGAAGUAAUGGGGAAAAAAUGGGGUUUGAUGAUCUGGAUGGUACUUCAGAUGAAAAGGAGAACUUGGCAUGGUUUUCUAAUGGGUUUGUGAAGCGAAAUUCCCGCCUCUUAGAUGGACUGAACUACCCAACAAAGGGUGGAGAUGAUUCUUCAAAUCUAAAAGAUGGAAGCAUUAAGCAAGAAGAUAAUGGAAUUCGUGUCAGUGAAGAAGUGAAGAAGUAUGCCCUCCAAAGGGGAUUUGAGAUCUAUGAGAAGAUGUGUUUGGAUAAUGUCCCAAUGAAUGAGGCAGCAUUGACAUCUGUGGCUAGAAUGGCAAUGUCAAUGGGUGAUGGAGACAUGGCAUUUGAUAUGGUGAAGCAAAUGAAGUCAUUGGGAAUAAAUCCUAGACUGCGUUCCUAUGGUCCUGCAUUAUCUGCUUUUUGCCAUAGUGGAGAUAUUGAUAAAGCAUUUGCUGUUGAGAAACACAUGUUGGAGCAUGGUGUCUAUCCAGAAGAGCCUGAACUAGAGGCCCUCUUACGAGUGAGCGUGGGAGUCGGUAAAGGUGACAAGGUGUAUUAUAUGCUGCACAAACUAAGAACAAGUGUAAGGAGGGUCUCACCGUCUACUGCCGAUUUAAUUAUGAACUGGUUUCAUAGCAAAGAAGCUGCAAGAGUGGGAAAAAUAAAAUGGGAUCCAAGAUUGAUAAGGGAGGCAAUUGAGAAUGGAGGUGGAGGCUGGCAUGGGCAGGGCUGGUUGGGAAAAGGAAAAUGGUCUGUGUUGCGUACAACUAUUGGAGCUGAUGGCUUGUGCAAAUGCUGUGGGGAAAAAUUGGCCACAAUUGACCUUGAUCCUGUAGAAACAGAAAACUUUGCUGAAUCCGUUGCAUCUAUAGCUAUAAAGAGAGAGAAAAAUUCAAGCUUUCAGAAAUUCCAAAAAUGGCUAGAUUAUUAUGGACCUUUUGAAGCAGUGGUGGAUGGAGCUAAUGUAGGCCUUUUCAGCCAGAAGAAAUUCAUCCCAUCCAAGGUCAAUGCUGUUGUUAAUGGAAUACGCCAGAAGCUUCCUUCAAAGAGAUGGCCACUCAUUGUUCUUCAUAACAGGCGUAUCAGUGGAGGAAAAAUGGAUGAACGGGUUAAUAGGGCAUUGAUUGAGAAGUGGCAAAAUGCUGAUGCUCUCUAUGCAACACCUACGGGUUCAAAUGAUGAUUGGUACUGGUUGUAUGCAGCUAUAAAGUUCAAGUGUUUAUUGGUGACAAAUGACGAGAUGAGAGACCAUAUAUUUCAACUUCUUGGAAAUGAUUUCUUCCCCAGAUGGAAAGAAAGGCAUCAAGUGCAUUUCAGUUUUUCUGAUGCUGGUCCAGUGUUUCACAUGCCUCCUCCAUGUUCUGUUGUAAUUCAGGAAUCAGAGGAAGGGCACUGGCAUAUUCCAGUUGUAUCAGAACAUGAUUGUGAGGCAGAAAGAACAUGGUUAUGCAUUAUGCGAAGUAAAUCACGUCUGGAAAGGAACGAUUCUGCAACCAGACCUGAAGAUGCACAGCCUCUUCGUCGUGACAACGGGAAUGCAAGGUCAGCUACUCGAACCGGUGUUGAGUCACAACCAUUGAAGAAUGGCAAACAGAAAUAUACUAAACACCAGCCUCAUGAAUUUUUUGAGAAUAUCAAAGAUAUUCUGUCAGGGUCCAUGAUCUCAGAUUGUCACUCAAUUGUUCCAGAUAUUGCAACUGCAGAGAAGAUUGGUGGAUGUGUCAUUGAUUUUCAAAUAUAAAGUUUAUGCUAAUCUAGUUCAGGAUCUUCAUUGAGACAGUAGGGUAAUGGCUAAUGAGCUCCCAACUGAAGGGUUUUUUGUCUGUAUAGUUGGCAGCUGAGUUUCUAGUUGGAGAAGAAUGCAGAUUUCCAUUGCAGGAAACAGUUUUUGCAAUAAAAUUAGUAGCCUAGAGCUUUUCUUCUU
Prunus dulcis (almond) is the source of this 2812-nucleotide messenger RNA. Its product is annotated as proteinaceous RNase P 1, chloroplastic/mitochondrial-like. Bases 14 to 2629 code for a protein of 871 amino acids. Gene Ontology annotation, molecular function: ribonuclease P activity; protein binding. The record is from RefSeq and is a predicted model, not a curated record. The transcript is spliced from 7 exons. Gene Ontology annotation, biological process: tRNA 5'-leader removal. Lineage: Eukaryota; Viridiplantae; Streptophyta; Magnoliopsida; Rosales; Rosaceae.